This is a messenger RNA of Dicrocoelium dendriticum, 1954 nucleotides long. NCBI's taxonomy places the organism in Eukaryota, Metazoa, Platyhelminthes, Trematoda, Plagiorchiida, Dicrocoeliidae. The record is from the annotation of a GenBank genome assembly.
CUGAGACGACAUAGGCGCACUCAGAAUGUCCGAUAACUGUACGUGGGAUUGGUUGAUGGAAUGUCGAAGCAACGGACUUCCCUGCUGGCUAGUCGUCCCCACUUGGGCGUUUCUGGUCACUGACAGAAGCAAAACGAAGGAAGGAAAUGACGUUACACAUUCGGAUGUGUUGCUUUUGUAUGAAGGCCAUUCUUGAAUGUCCGCCACAGAACAGUCCGUGCGACGUAGUCUUACUGUGGUGCAAUCAACAAGUCCCGUUGCUGCAGAAAUUCCUGCGAAGAUUCCAUCCUCCCCAACCCGGAUAUCCUGGAUCGCAUACUAUUUCUCUCUGUGUGGACAAGAUCUUUCCAGGUGCAGUAGCGGCAUUGCUGCCGAAGCUGGUCUUGUCGCUUGUCCCGUAUGUGAUCAGCACUUUCAGAAUGGCGUACUUAUUCGCCACUUAAUUCUGCACCUUCUCACGGACGAACUCUACUCAGGAAGCUUGUGGCCCUUUGAAUUUUGUCCCGAUUGUGUGUGUUCUUUAUCCGGCAGUGGUGCCGUGUGCCUGCAUCGCGAAGUUCACACGCACGUGCGAGAUAAUUCCCCAGCCACUCUCCUAAAUGGUCAUUUUGUCUGUCCUAUUUGUGAACAGAUUUUUCAUUCCAUACUGAAGUUUGCUGUCCAUCUUUACGAGCGACAUGUGUUUCGGGAUGCACCUUACGUGUGUAGUAUUUGCCAUACAUUCCACACCUCUUGCUACUCGGAUUUACUAACACAUUUAAACUCUUCCCAUGCAUUUACAAACCAAAUAUUUUGCCCUUAUUGCCUCAAGUACUUCGAACUUCCUGUGCACACACCAAGUGUCGGAUCACAGUCCAACACAUUCACAGCGCAUCGUUUCUAUGAGCAUGUGCGGUCACACUGGGACGACUUGACUUAUCGCUGCGAGUCUUGUCGUCUGGAUUUUGUCCACCGCAAAGAUUUACGUGUUCAUGAGUACCUACACCACUGCGGUUCGCAUGCAACAUCAGUUGUGAACCAUUCCGACAGUCCGGAACACAUUCUUUCUUCACCAGAAGCAUCUAACCAAUUGUUUUUGUAUUACUCCAACCAGCUACGUACUGUUACGCCGCGUAUGAGUCUAAAGUGUCUGGAGUGCGGUGAAACCUUACGGCAACCGAUUAGUCGACAUUUCAAUCUCACUGUGAGAUGUCCCGGUUGUCGUUUUUCUUCCUCAUGUAGCAUGGCGGUGCACUGGCACUGGUGCAAUGUGCACUCAGCUCCAUCCAUUCCAUCUUCGUCUGUGACCGAUCUUUCCUCAGAGCUGACAUCAUGGGAGCGCUGUGUAAGCUCCUUGGUCGGUUCUCUUAACUUUGACCACAAGGUCCGCCAUCACGUGGCCCUCAAAUCACACGAUCCGUGUGGUUCACUGCUUACACGCAUGCGUCGCUGCAAGCAUAAACAUUCACCUCCGGGUUUGGAAUUUCACGGUUUGUUGCGCUGUCCUUGUGGAUUUCGAACUAUAUUAGGAAACGAAAUGGCCAAACAUUUGGUUGCUACUAAUUGCGGGUUCUCCUCAGUCCGACUUGACCGCAGUUCGCGCCUACCGAUCUUUCCCAUAGUUGAUUCGUCAAGGCGCACCCUCAUGCAAAGUCGGAACAGAUCGUUAUCCAAACUACGCCGUUCCCCACUUGUUCUCCAAGGUGUCAGUCUAUGUUCUAAUAAAUAAGCACGCCAUCAAGCGCAUGUCCUUUCCGUGUACCUUAUUUUCUGUAUCCCGAGCAAAAUACUGCUCCUUGUACAAAACAAACGUGCAUCUUAUUGCUUUUGUUAGCAACAUUAACUGACUUCGGACUCAUCCUCCCGCAUUGAGGAUAGGGCCGAUCGAUCAGGGCCAGCAGCAUUUCCCAAGUAAAACAUUCGCGUCGUAACCCAACUCUUAUCAUAAUACACUUUCGUAUUUUUUGAGUUAGCA